UCUGGAGGCUCGCGCGCGUGUGCUGAGAUAUAAAACAGGAGAAGCGCCGGUACAACAGUACAGUACACAAAGUAACAAGAGCCAUGGAGACACUGAGGAAUACCUCUUAUCCAUCAAUAGCGAGCCACAAUGAAAAAAUGUGUGAGCUCAAUAAAAUAAGUGAGCAAGGAUGGAAAAAGACAGAAGAUAGCCGGACGGUCACAGAGUAUUCAAGAAUCAUUACAGAUCCCAACACUGGAAAAUGUUACUGCCGGGGAAAAGUUCUGGGAAAGGGAGGCUUCGCAAAGUGCUAUGAGAUGACCGACCUGUCCUCAAGUAAAGUCUAUGCAGCCAAAAUCAUCCCGCACACGCGCGUGUCCAAACCGCACCAGAGAGAAAAGAUAAACAGAGAGAUAGAUCUGCACAGAUCUCUGGUCCAUAAACACAUUGUGCAUUUCUAUCACCACUUUGAGGACAAAGACAACAUCUAUAUUCUGUUGGAGUAUUGCAGCAGAAGGUCGCUGGCCCAUAUACUGAAGGCACGGAAAGUCUUAACGGAACCAGAGGUGAGGUAUUAUCUCAAACAGACGGUGUCUGCUUUAAAAUACCUUCACGAUCAAGAGAUUCUGCACCGAGACUUGAAACUAGGCAACCUGUUUGUGACUGACUCAAUGGAGCUUAAACUGGGAGAUUUUGGGCUGGCUGCCAAGCUGGAGCCGAUGAGCAACAGGCGCAGAACGAUCUGCGGCACGCCCAACUACCUGUCGCCGGAAGUUCUUAACAAACAAGGUCAUGGAUGGGAGUCUGACGUGUGGGCUCUGGGUUGUGUCAUGUACACCAUGCUGACCGGUAAACCUCCAUUCGAGACCACUAACCUGAAGGAGACGUACCGAUGUAUCCGAGAGGCACGUUACACUAUCCCCCCCACCCUCUCUCUCCCCGCCAAACAGAUCAUCUCCAUCAUGCUCGCGCAGGACCCCGUGGACCGCCCGCACCUUGAUGACAUCAUGCGGCAUGACUUCUUCACCCAGGGCUUCAUGCCAGAAACCCUCCCAGUCAGCUGCUGUCACUCCGCUCCGGACUUCCACAUUUCCAGUCCAGCCAAGAGCUUCUUCAAAAAGGCAGCUGCUGCUCUUUUCGGCGGAAAAAAAGACAAAGCCAAGUAUUAUGAAAAUAUAAAUCGGUUAGCCAAAGAAGAGGAGGACAUUUUCAAGCUCCGUCAAGACCUCAGUAAGACCACGAUCAGCAGUCAGAUAACUACACACUUAUCCGAGGAAGUAGGAACUCCGUCAGCACCUACAAGAAAGCCCGUUACCCAGGCAACUGCCGGAAGACCGCAGACGAGAGAUACCAUUCACUUGAUUGUUAGAGGCAGCCUGGGCAGCUGUAGUAGCAGCAGUGAAUGUCUUGAAGACAGCACCACCGGUACUGUGGCCGAAGCUGUUGUUAGUGUGUUGAGGGGCUGUCUCGAGCACAUGCCCAAAGCUGACAGCCUUCCUAGAGGAAACAGUUGUAAUAGCUUGAAGUGGGUGACUAAGUGGGUGGACUAUUCCAACAAAUAUGGCUUCGGUUAUCAGUUGUCUGAUAACACGGUGGGCGUCCUUUUCAACAAUGGAACGCACAUGAGUCUCCUCUCUGACAAGAAGACUGUUCAUCAGUAUGCCGCUCUGGGCCAGAAGACUGUUUUCUCUGUUCUUGAUGCUCCUGAGUGUGUUGUCGCUCAGGUCACCAUCCUCAAGUACUUUGCCCACUACAUGGAAGAGAAUUUAAUGGAUGGUGGGGAUGUGAUAAGUGAGCCUGACACCCAAAAGACUAGAAUAUAUCUUCUACAGUGGCUGAAAUCGGACAGAGCUUUACUGAUGCUUUUCAACGACGGCACUUUCCAGGUGAACUUCUACCACGACCACACCAAGCUCAUCCUGUGCACGCAACAGGAGGAAUACCUGCUUACGUACAUCAACGAGGAACGAACGUCCACCACCUUCAAACUGAGCGAGCUGCUUGCUGCGGGCUGCACCUCAGAUCUGCGCAGCCGUCUCGAGUAUGCACUGAAUAUGCUGCUGCAGCGCUGUAGCUGAGAACAGUUAGAACCGAGGGAAAACCGACAGCUUCCAUGGAUGUCCAUGGAAAUGUUUUGGAAAGCUGAAGCAGACUUACUGGAUUUACAAGGCCUGAUGUUUAGAGACUAGCCUGAUAAGGAAUGAUGUGACAUGCAAAAGAAGGAAUGAUUCCUUUCAAUGGAAAGUAUCGGACUGCUUGAAUGAAAAAUGUUGAUGGACCUGCAUGCCCUGACCUGCAAAACUUAUUGUUUGUUCUUGAGAUUUGUUUUCCCCCCAAACCAAUUAUUUAUUGUGUACAUAGUUUCCUAUUUAUUUAUUUAAUGAAUAAAACACAGUUCUAACAUUU
Molecule: messenger RNA, 2385 nt
Organism: Triplophysa dalaica
Lineage: Eukaryota; Metazoa; Chordata; Actinopteri; Cypriniformes; Nemacheilidae
Gene: plk2b
Product: polo-like kinase 2b (Drosophila)
Exons: 14
Coding region: 84-2057 (657 amino acids)
Biological process (GO): regulation of cytokinesis; mitotic cell cycle; protein phosphorylation
Cellular component (GO): nucleus; centrosome; cytoplasm
Molecular function (GO): protein binding; protein serine/threonine kinase activity; ATP binding
Source: RefSeq, a predicted model, not a curated record